Lachancea fermentati is the source of this 1200-nucleotide messenger RNA. The record is from the annotation of a GenBank genome assembly. Lineage: Eukaryota; Fungi; Ascomycota; Saccharomycetes; Saccharomycetales; Saccharomycetaceae.
AUGGUAGACGAGGUUGGUUCUGAAAAGCAGCCUAGGAGAAACUCUCUCCAUCAGCGCAAUAUGCUUUUGAGUAUGAGGCUGAAUAGUGUUCCAGGAAGAGAAAGCUUCGGUGCCACUUCUAAGAAUGUAGGAGGUGCACAAUCCGGUACAAUUAGGAAACCUUGGAGGGUGACACUAUCCAGAGGAAAUAAUAGCGCACGUUUAAAUACAAAGAUUCCGUCUCCAGUGAAGCAGAAAAAUGCUCAAGUUGUCGGUGGGAAGCCUGUAGUUGACAUGGCAGAAUACAGACAAGGCUCAAAGAUCCCUUCUCCUACCAGGAUGAAAGGAAACAAGUAUCAUUCACCGGUUAAAGCAGAGUCAAUUAAAACAUCAAAUAUUCAAAAGUCGAUAGCCCCAUAUCAGUCUUUGUCACUCGAUGACUUUGACAUAGGUAAGAAACUUGGGAAGGGGAAAUUCGGUAAAGUUUAUUGCGUGCGCCACAGACGAACGGGAUUUAUUUGCGCACUCAAGGCUAUGAAUAAGAAGGAAAUCGUACAGUAUAAUGUGCAAAAGCAGUUCAGAAGAGAGGUUGAAAUUCAGUCAUCUCUCAAGCAUCCAAAUCUUACCAGACUUUAUGGGUACUUUCACGAUGAUAAGCGCGUAUAUCUUCUCAUGGAGUACCUUGUUAAUGGCGAGCUUUACAAGCAUUUACGCGCUAACGGUCCGUUCAAUGAUAUAUUGUCAUCACACUACGUGUAUCAAACUGCUGACGCUUUGGAUUACAUGCAUGAGCGGCAUAUACUACACAGAGAUAUCAAACCCGAAAAUAUACUCCUGGGAUUUCAAAAUACAAUCAAGCUGACGGACUUUGGUUGGAGUGUCACAAAUACUGAGGGAGUAAAACGUAAGACAUUAUGUGGCACCUUAGAUUACCUUUCUCCAGAGCUCAUUAAAUCGAAAGAAUAUGAUGAGAAGAUUGACGUCUGGGCAUUAGGAGUGUUGGCUUAUGAAUUGCUUGUGGGAACACCGCCUUUUGAAGAAAACUCGAAAGAACUCACAAAGAAGAGAAUAACUAGAAGGGACUUGGUGUUUCCUGCUCAUGUUUCGAUAGAUGCCCGAGACCUGAUAAGCAGACUGCUUGAAUAUGAACCGACAUCUAGAAUAUCCCUGAAAGAUGUGAAGUCUCAUCCUUGGAUAGUCAAAAAUUGUCCCUAUUGGUAA